Molecule: messenger RNA, 1801 nt
Organism: Scleropages formosus (Asian bonytongue)
Lineage: Eukaryota; Metazoa; Chordata; Actinopteri; Osteoglossiformes; Osteoglossidae
Gene: nbl1
Product: NBL1, DAN family BMP antagonist
Exons: 4
Coding region: 672-1235 (187 amino acids)
Biological process (GO): animal organ morphogenesis
Molecular function (GO): BMP binding; receptor ligand activity
Source: RefSeq, a predicted model, not a curated record
GCUCUCUUCGCUCUCUUCUCCUUGUGUUUCCCCUUUGUCCGCCGACCGACUGCUCCUACCGUGAUUCAUCCGACAGAACUUGAUCGUUUUAACUCAAAAAUGUCAGCUCGCGGACCCCCACCGUCCUGCUUUACAGCGUUUGUCGGUCGAUCCGGGCUUAGCGGCGCUCCUGGCACGCGACUUCCGAACGUCCUCGGACAAAACCUCAACCCCAAACUGUCAAGUGGCCCCGAUCGGAAGCGAAGUGAUCGCGUUCCUAUAAAUUUUCGCCCCGCGCUUCUCCGACGCGUGAAAUGCGUCACCGACGUCCCGCGCUGUCACGGCAACUCGCGGAGGGAAACGUUAAUGAACAAUUAGAGCGACGCGUUAACGGACCGACAAACUCUUCGGUGCGCGGCUACAUCGCGAGGCUUGAACUGCGUUUCGUGAAAACGUGUCCCGUUUUGUAUGAGGAGUAGUAAAAUUUGGGCUCUGAAAUGAAUGCUUGUUGUACGUUCGUGGCUGGGUGAACUGUGUAAAUUUGGCGUGUUACUGUGGUGGAGAAGCACCGUGAGAAGGACACCGUGGACUUCUCAUCACGCCCCCCACCCCCAGGCCCGGGUUGUGCGCACCUGUGGUGUUCCCACAGGUGUUCCCCCAGGUACCCCUCCAGGUCCCCGCCUGGCGCGGCCAUGUGGCGGCGCGCUGUGAUUGGCUGCGCGCUCUUGGCGCUGUGCGCCGCGGCCCCGCCACCUCACAUCAACCGACUGGCGCUGUUCCCCGACAAGAGCGCUUGGUGCGAGGCCAAGAAUAUCACCCAGAUCGUGGGGCACACGGGCUGCCAGCCCCGCUCCAUUCAGAACAGGGCCUGCCUGGGCCAGUGCUUCAGCUACAGCGUCCCCAACACCUUCCCACAGUCCACUGAGUCCCUGGUGCACUGUGACUCCUGCAUGCCGGCACAGACCCAGUGGGAGGUGGUCACCCUGGAGUGCCCCGGGAACGAGCAGGCCCCCCGUGUGGACAAGCUGGUAGAGCGCAUCCUGCACUGCAGCUGCCAGUCUUGCAGCAGGGAGGCAGGUCAAGAGGGGGCGCUGCUGCAGCUGUACCCAUCUGAAACAGUCCCAGAGGGCCCGCCCUCUCCCGGCGAAGAAGAAUCCCAGCCACACGCCAAGUCCGACUCCAACUCCGAUGCGCAUCAUGAGCACGUGCACCCACACAUGGACCCACAACGGCACAUGCACACCCCUGCUGGCUAAGGGUUGGAGGGGAAAGGACGCUACUUACUGUCUUUCCUUAGUCCUCCCUCUGCGUUGCUUCCACCUCACAAUCUGGAUCUCCUCUUUUUUUCCCCUCCGUUCGAAUCCCUGUACCGAGAGAUGCCUUUGAAUCGCUUUCUUCGCUUUACACUUUCGCUGUCUUGACACAGCUGAAGCACUUUUAGAGUCGCAGUGUACAUACUACAUCGGAGCUUACAUAAACGCAAGCAUGCAGUGAGAUUCACAGACACACGAAUAGAGCUCACAACACACCGAAACAAAGAGGACGACGUGUGCAGUGGCACCCGGACACACACACACACACGCACACACACCCGCGCACAUAACGGUUACGCAAACACAAAGCGGGAAGACUCAGCGAGCAUAUGAAGAAGCAGUGUCCCUCUCACCCCCGCACUGAGCUGUGUGUGAUGGUGUGGCCUCUGCAGCCUCAGCACAGGGGUCGAGGAGUCAGGGCUCACCUUUCUUUUGGCUAUAGACUGUAAACCCUGUAAUCACUCCUGUGUAAACUCGUGUCCUGGAGUAUAAUAAACUAUAGAGUAAUU